CUUUCCCCCCCUUCCAGUCCGGACACUUUCACCCCCCUUCCAGUCCGGACACUUUCCCCCCCCUUCCAGUCCGGACCUUUCACCCCUUCCAGUCCGGACACUUUCCCCCCCUUCCAGUCCGGGACACUUUCCCCCCCUUCCAGUCCGGACACUUUCCCCCCCUUCCAGUCCGGACACUUUCCCCCCCUUCCAUCCGGACACUUUCACCCCCCUUCCAGUCCGGACACUUUCACCCCCUUCCAGUCCCGGACACUUUCACCCCCUUCCAGUCCGGACACUUUCACCCCCUUCCAGUCCGGACACUUUCACCCCCCUCCAGUCCGGACACUUUCACCCCCUUCCAGUCCGGACACUUUCACCCCCUUCCAGUCCGGA
Molecule: messenger RNA, 375 nt
Organism: Staurois parvus
Lineage: Eukaryota; Metazoa; Chordata; Amphibia; Anura; Ranidae
Source: the annotation of a GenBank genome assembly